AUGGUGGCUUGGUUCAAGAGCGAGGAUGCCAAUCCAGUUUGGAAGAGCGCAGUGGGCAGCUGGCAAGGUCGUGUCACCAAGGGCAGCAUCACCAGAAAGGUCGAAGCUGGAAACGGUGCGACAAAGCCUGUGGGCUACUUGGCCGGCGACAGCAAUGCCGGAUAUGACUUUGGCAAGAUCAUGAAGCCGGACUUCACGAUUUGUUCCAUCUCCCGCUAUGUCGCCGGAGGCAGAAUGGGCCGCAUUCUGCAAUCUGGUCACCAUCCCAAUUUCCUCCAUGGCCACUGGAGUCAUCAAACAGGUGUGGCUUAUUACAGCAACUGGGUCACACCCCAUGAAAAUCCGAGCAAUACCGAUUGGCUUUUGAUGUGUGGCAACAAUAAGGGGGUUGUCUACGUGGGCAACGACCGGCGCAAUAUCGCGGUGAACCACGGUCAUCCCCACGGCGAAGACUUCCACUUGUACAUCAAUGAGGGCUUCGCCAAUGAAGCCUCGGACUUCGGUGUGAUGGAGGUCAUCACGUGGAACCGGGCUCUUUCGGAUUAUGAGAUGUGGACCAGCAUGGAGUACCUGAAUUGGAAACUCCAGGAAAUCCUCCCACAUCAUCCUUCCGCCCCGUCUUCCAUGGUGGCUUGGUUCAAGAGUGAGGAUGCCAAUCCAGUUUGGAAGAGCGCGGUGGGCAACUGGCAGGGCCGCGUGACAAAGGGCAGCGUCACCAGAAAGGUCGAAGCUGGAAACGGGGCUACAAGACCGGUGGCAUACCUCGCCGGCGACCCGAACAGCGGAUACGACUUCGGCAAGAUCAUGAAGCCGGACUUCACGAUUUGUUCCAUCUCCCGUUAUGUCGCCGGAGGCAGAAUGGGCCGCAUUCUUCAAUGCGGUCUUCAGCCUAAUUUCCUCCAUGGCCACCAUGGGCAGCGCACAGGUGUGGCUCAUUACAACACUUGGGUCAUCACGUGGAACCGGGCACUCUCGGAAGACGAGAUGUGGACAAGCAUGGAGUACCUGAACUGGAAGCUCCAGGCACACCUGGCACAUCGGCCAUCUGCAGAGUCUUCCAUGGUGGCUUGGUUCAAGAGCGAGGAUGCCAGUCCAGCUUGGAAGAGCGCAGUGGGCAGCUGGCAGGCCCGCGUCACCAAGGGCAGUGUAACCAGAAGGUUCAAUGCAGGCAGUGGGGCUUUAGUACCUGUGGCGUACCUCGACGGCAGCACCAGCGCCGGCUUAGACUUCGGCAAGGUCAUGAAGCCGGACUUCACGAUUUGUUCCAUCACCCGCUAUCUUGAGGGAGGCACACGCGGCCGCAUUCUUCAAAGUGGUCCUAGUCCCAACUUCCUCCAUGGCCACUGGAGUCAUCAAACAGGUGUGGCUCAUUACCACACAUGGGUCACGGGUCAUUUAAGUCCUAGCAGUACCGAUUGGCUUGUGAUGUGUGGCAACAACAAGGGGGUUGUCUUCGUCGGCAAGGAUGCGAAGAACAUCGCCGUUCGCCACGGUCAUCCAAACGGCGAAGACUUCCACUUGUACAUCAAUGAGGGCUUCGCCAAUGAAGCCUCGGAUUUCGGUGUAAUGGAGGUCAUCACGUGGAACCGGGCACUCUCGGAAGACGAGAUGUGGACGAGCAUGGAGUACCUGAAUUGGAAAAUCCAGGCUUUGAUUCCAUAUCAACCAGCUGACAAGCUGUCCAUGGUGGCUUGGUUCAAGAGCGAGGACGCCAGUCCAGCUUGGAAGAGCGCAGUGGGCGGCUGGCAGGCUCGUGUCACCAAGGGCAGCAUCACCAGGAAGGUCGAGGCCGGAAACGGGGCGACAGAGCCUGUGGGCUACUUGGCCGGCGACAGCAAUGCCGGAUAUGACUUUGGCAAGAUCAUGAAGCCGGACUUCACAAUUUGUUCCAUCUCCCGUUAUGCCGCCGGAGGCAGAAUGGGCCGCAUUCUGCAAUCUGGUCACCAUCCCAAUUUCCUCCAUGGCCACUGGAGUCAUCAAACAGGUGUGGCUUAUUACAGCAGCUGGGUCACACCCCAUGAAAAUCCGAGCAAUACCGAUUGGCUUGUGAUGUGUGGCAACAAUAAGGGGGUUGUCUACGUGGGCAACGAACGGCGCAAUAUCGCUGUGAACCACGGUCAUCCAAACGGCGAAGACUUCCACUUGUACAUCAAUGAGGGCUUCGCCAAUGAAGCCUCGGAUUUCGGUGUGAUGGAGGUCAUCACGUGGAACCGGGCACUCUCGGAAGACGAGAUGUGGACAAGCAUGGAGUACCUGAACUGGAAGCUCGUGACCGGCUCUCAGUGA
Symbiodinium sp. CCMP2592 is the source of this 2286-nucleotide messenger RNA. The record is from the annotation of a GenBank genome assembly. NCBI's taxonomy places the organism in Eukaryota, Dinophyceae, Suessiales, Symbiodiniaceae.